Messenger RNA from Brugia pahangi, 3465 nucleotides. Lineage: Eukaryota; Metazoa; Nematoda; Chromadorea; Rhabditida; Onchocercidae. The record is from the annotation of a GenBank genome assembly.
AUGGAAAAACAUAACGAGAAUUUUAUGGAGAGUUUAGAGAAGGCACCGAUACAAAACGAACUGGCCUCAUCUCCUCUGCAGCAAAUUGAUAAUGUUCUUAUUCAGAAUUUGGAAUACCCAUGGAAAGAUGUGGAAGAUAUGAAACCGACAGAUUUGGAGUACGAACUUUUUUGCGGUGCUUUGGAAUCAUUUUGUUCCAAACCACUGAUUGAGCUUAUUGACGACUGGACAAUUUCUAUGGAAACUAUCUUACCAACUAUUCGAAGCAGUAUACGAAUUUAUACCAAAGCUGCAUCCUGUGAAGAAAAGGUACAUGAGAUGGAUGUUGAAUUAGCAAGAUGGGUUGAAUUUGGACUUAGCUCAAGUCGUUCUACAUCGUAUGCAGGAAGCAGUCAAAUGGCUAUGAUCGGUUGUAGUCUAACCAAACAGCUAUCAGCUAUGCAUGAAAAGGAUUUGAGCGUGACAUUUUGUGCUCCCCAAUAUUUAAAUUAUAUUAUGAAUAUCAUAUCCUCCAAGCAGUACUGCUCAUCAAUCCGAUGUGAAGCUGCGCAAGCACUUCUAGACAUUCUUUUUCAUCCAUCAAUAUCCUGGAAAUUCAUGGUGACAGAAAUUGAAGGGAAUAAAUAUACACCAUACGAGCAAGUCAUACAUCUUUUCAUGAAACCAGAGGAUGUUUCGCUGGAUUUGUUAGGAGUACUUCAAAAAAUCGCAAGUUAUUUUGUAUUUAAAUACAAUAUUGAUGUUGUAAGCAACCAUGCACGAAGGUUUUUUAUGGAGGAAGAUUGUGAUGAUGUUGAUACUUCUCAGCUGUUCUCAUCCUUCAACAUUCUGAACAACUUCUUUUCGAAAAUAAGAAAUGAUUUCAGCUAUAUGUCAUGCUCUGCACAUCGGACCAUUGUGAAAAAUUGUUUAAUUCCGCAUAUUUGUGUGCAUGCUAUAUCACCUAAUCAAGAUACGAGAAUAAGGUAUUUGGCAGUUCGUUGUCUCCGAUUGCUGUGCGAUUUCGAUGGUACUGAUAUUACUGGAGCGAUUUUUCUCUCAUAUAUGGGCACACAAACAGUAUCAUUAGUUGGACGAUUAUUACAUCAAAUUUCGGAAGAUAGCAAAGAAAAGUCAUUAUUACCUUACGCAUUGCGAGCAAUCGUAUUAGUUGAUCAGUUUAUUGCUGCCGAUGAGAAGUGUAUUUCAGUAAUCGAUGCACCUGAGCGUGUAACUGUUCUACAAAAUAUGUUGCAUAUGUUAUUAGUCGAAGAAGGACGUCUUGCGAUGAUUUCCGCACUAUCAUUUGGAGAUAAUCUGAAACAUUUGUUACAUAUAUGUGAUCUUCAAAAAUCAGUAUUAAUACUCGAAGGCCAUAUCGAUGAUGACAUCAAAACGAGGUUUAGGCAAACUGCUACUUACGGAUAUUUGUGUGAAAUUCUAUUUGCCUUAGCACGAAAUCAGUCUAGUGGAAUAUUUUGGAGAAGGCAUGGUCCAGAAAUUAUUAAACUAAUCGAUUGUAACCUCAUCUCAGCUGCCACAUCAUUGAAACACUGGCUGGAACCAUUUCGGGAGGAAUUAGCACUUGGGAGAAAUAUAAAUACGUUAGAUUUCCUAACGACGAGAUUAACUUAUCACAGUGAAAAAUAUGUGGAAGGUGAUCCGCCGUUAGCAUUGGUAACUCUACUACGUCUAAUAGAUGCAAUACUGAAUGAACCGGAAAAUAUAGCAAAUUGUCAACAGAGCAAACGAGUGCAUUAUCGAUGCACCGCACUUACCGGUGAUUCAUACAUUUAUUGUCAGUUUGUUCGUUCAGCAACGAGCAUUAUAUGCAAGCUAUUAUUGUCCUUACAAACUAUCAACCAAAAUCCUGAUAAGCUGGUCAUAGAUACCUUGUUGAGGACGUAUACACUCUGUUGUAUGGAUGAAGCAUCUGGCGAUCGCAUAAUUAGAGAAAUUAUUAUAAAUUCAUUUUCAUUAUUUAUUUUUCCAACUCUGUCAGAUCGACAGAGAUUACGGAAAACUGGUCAGCAGUCAUUUCUAAAGCUUUUUUUGAAUUCCGGUUUCGAUAAACCUUCAAAUUUCUUUGCUACGUUGGAUAUUUUGCUAAAAUUAUUCCCGCUUCCGUCGGAUAUGCUGGCAAACGUUGUUGGUAUUAAUAUGCAGGAGGUAACUUCAAUGGAAAAAUUGCUGAGCGAUCGUAUUUUAGAAAACGGGAAACAGUUGCAGUUCGCAAUUAUGUUAGGUAUCUCAUCUUCGCAGCGACUGAAGCGACGUAUAUUCGACCUGUGUAAACGUUUGGCAUAUUGUUCCGAGAGUAAUGCAUUGCGUUUAAUUGAUAUUCUUAUAAAGCAGAGCUUACGAAUGUUAACGUCUUCGGCACAUACGGCUAUCGUUGAUGCUUUUGACGACGAUAUUGUUGAGGAAGAGUCAAAUGUUCGUUUUGGCAAUGCCGUUGAUCUUGUGACAGCCUCAUUUUAUGCAUUCUUGGCUAUCUGUUCCACAGAAUUUGUACUUCGAAAUUUUAUGGUUAUCAUAAUUUCCCAGCGCAAAAGUUAUAUUACUACAUUGCUGAUGUUCUUCAAACUAGCUAGCCCGAAAACUUUACCUCACGUCUCGUUCCAAACAUACGUCAUUAAAAUUUUUCGUAAUCUUUGCGUUGCUGACAAAAAUAUUGAUGGAAAAAUCGAUUGUUUGCCUAGUGAUGUCUAUAUCAAAAUAUGUGACAGUCUUGUGGAACAUUUUGGAAACAUGCAGCAUAAUAUAGAAACGAUGAUGCUGGCAUUGGAAAGUAUUUGCAGCAUAGGACGUUCUUCAGCAUUUGGUCGUGCUGUAGUUAACAAUGCUUUAAUUAGUAACGAGGGUGCUCUGCUAUAUUUUACGGAUCGUUUUUUGAUGGGAGAACCAAUCGACGAAUUACUUCUUGAAGUCGCAGCUCAGCUCGUCGAUCUUUUUGAAAACAUUUUAAAAAAAGAUUCAGUUAAAUUUGUUGCAAUGAAGUGGCAUUCUUCCAUCAAUUCCGAGCAGCAUCCUUUAGUGCGACUGAAAAAUAAAUUAACAGAAUUAAAUUGUUCAAAAGAUUUCUUGUUGAGUCUGCAAAAAGCGUUAGAUUCUUCGAUUGAAGGAGAAUCUGUUGAGGCAAUACCAGAAGACUUGGAAACUUACGAAUGGCCUGAAAAUGUGACUGCUGUUCAGCAAGUUGAUAGCCGACAAAUAACAAAUUAUCAUAUAACAAAUUUAUUAGACUUCGAUAGCAAAGAUUUUCAUAAUAGUGCUACGCUUUCCACCAUUGAUUUGAAUAUGCUCAAUGAAGAGUUUUUCCCAGAUAGUGUAUUACUUUCUGCAAAAAAAUCAACAUUUCCAGUUCAACUACAAAGUAUAAAUCCGAUACAAAAAUGGAAGACGUUUAAUUUUGAAGGUCCGAAAAGGAAACGUCCUUAUGCGAUCAAAAAAAUUUUGAUGAGACCAAAAAUACGUCAUCAUUAG